AUGUCAUUGUCGCCAUCCAAAUCAGAUCACAAUCAAAAUGACGACACGAUACUAUCAACCGAAACGCUCGAUGCAUUAAAACCAUACAUACAUGCUCUCGUCACCAUCACUCGGCUUUUACGUUGGAAGCCAUACAACAAUGAUAAAAGCUCUCCAACAUCAACGAUGAUUUUGGUAAUGACUGCCUGGUCGAUUCUCUUUUACCACCAUCAACUUGUUCUUGGCCUUGCUGCACCCAUCUUUAUCGUCUACUUGGCUACUGCUCACUCAACCACCACCACCACUCCCACUCCCACCACCACUACUACAACAACAACAACAGCUGAUCAACGUCGGCAUGCGAACAUUGACAAUGAGGACCAUGUGUUUGUGAAUGAGCUUCUCGAGCUUGUGCAGCUACUACCAACGACAACACCACAACCCUUUAAAGUAUACAACGAAAGACAACGAGACGGCAUGAUGAUAAUGACGACUUUGUAUGCUGUAUGGCUAUACGUACUCUACUCGGGAAGACUCGGCCAGGUGGUAUGGAUGAUUGGCUGCAUGUGCUUCAUGUGGUGUAGCCCAUGGAUCACCCAACUACGCAACAUCAUUUAUGCACGACGACAAGCUGCCAUUGCUGCAUCCUCAACGCAAACAACAUCUAUAACAACGGCAUCAUCAUUACAACAGCAGCCAAAGAAACCUGAACUUGAUCGCUUGUACUGCUUUUGUAUCUAUCAACAUCAACGUUGGUGGUUGCAUACUGGUUGGAGCGCUUCAUUAAUGCUACCACAAGAUCGUCCUGUAUGGUCGGAUGAAUACCUAGAGCCGACUCCGAGUGUGGAUGAAUUCAGCUUACCUCCUCCCAUUGGCGAUCAAUGUUGGGUGUGGACCGACCCUGCAUGGAAGGUCGAUAACUCUUUGGAAAACAGCAAUGGCUGGGAAUACGGCAGUUGGGACUGGGAUGCAUGGAGUAUCAAACCAUCCUUUAAAACAUUCACCCGCAGAAAGAAAUGGAUCAGAUGUGCUCGUCUUGUAACACCACCUUCUCGAUCAUCGCACCCUCAGCUCAUACAACAUGACAACACCAACACCACCACCACCACCCCUUGUACUUCAUCAGACACCCAAAGCGAUUACAGCUCUUCUAGCAGCACUAGUACCACGCUAUUGAGCGCAUCACCACCAUCGCUUUCAUUUUCACCCAAGCCAAGACCAUCAUCUUUGCUCACUCAUCGCACAUUAUCAUCUGUAUCAACUAUCCUCACACAAUGCUGA
Lichtheimia ornata is the source of this 1260-nucleotide messenger RNA. RefSeq lists its product as uncharacterized. NCBI's taxonomy places the organism in Eukaryota, Fungi, Mucoromycota, Mucoromycetes, Mucorales, Lichtheimiaceae. Bases 1 to 1260 code for a protein of 419 amino acids. Gene Ontology annotation, cellular component: peroxisomal membrane. Gene Ontology annotation, biological process: peroxisome organization. The record is from RefSeq and is a predicted model, not a curated record. The transcript has 2 exons.